This is a messenger RNA of Spinacia oleracea (spinach), 2183 nucleotides long. RefSeq lists its product as uncharacterized. The record is from RefSeq and is a predicted model, not a curated record. Bases 335 to 1792 code for a protein of 485 amino acids. NCBI's taxonomy places the organism in Eukaryota, Viridiplantae, Streptophyta, Magnoliopsida, Caryophyllales, Amaranthaceae. The transcript is spliced from 2 exons.
UUGAUUUUUUUUGCAUUCCAAGUAUUUUUGUAUCUGUUGUGUUAAUCAAACUGGCUAUCUUUAUAACAAUGGAAAUGGCCAACAAUGAGGUGGGUUAGAAUAGGAUAAAUAGAGUUUGGACAUGUUCUUAAUAGGACAGAUAGCACAUAAAUUGUUGCUCUGGUAACUGGAUGAAUACUGAUUUCAUUUGCAUUCCAAUCAGUUGUUUUAAUCAAACUGGCUAUCUUUAUAACAAUGGAUAUGGCCAACAAUGAUGUUUAUUUUCUGUUAUGAGUGUGAGAUGUGUACUCAAUUGUUGAGGGCCUAAUUUACUCUCGUUUAAUAUGAAGGUGAAAUGGUAAGGCCAAAGAAAAUAACAGUCAAGCGGAAAGCGCUUGCUACCAAAGCAACGCCCCCUACGGGUUCAAAACAAGCAGGUAUUCGGAACAAUAAGAAACAUUCUGCAAAAAGUGCUCGACUUGAAAAAGGUAGAAGUAGCGAUUUUAUACCUGAUAUAAGGUUCAAGAAUGAAGACUACCAAAAACUAUUCCAAGUGAAAUUCGGAGAACGAUCGGUUUGGCCAGGGAAGAACAUUGACUUUGAGUCUUUCACUAAAGGCAAUGCGGAAAUUGUGCAUGAGUGGUUUUCGUUCCAAGGAUGGGAUGUCCUCCUACAGUAUAAAGGGACGGUAUGGGAAGAUCUUGUGAGAGAGUUCUACACCCACAUCGAGCCCUUCGGUAAAAAGGAAGGGUUUCUUCGUACAUGGGUGAGAGAUGUCACGAUUUAUCUAGAUGACGAGAAGCUGGGACAUAUUCUCGGCAUUCCGCAUGAGGGGAUCUAUGAUGAUCCUGGGCUGUCUUGGAGUAAACAUACAGAUUUUAAAAUCCAAGAUUGCGUGAAGGCCUUGCUUGACGACGAUGAUUCCACUAGAGACACUAAGCCUCUCAUUCAAGAAUUGCCACCGCUAAAUCGACUACUACACCUACUAAUUCAUGGAACCCUCAAUCCUGGUCCCGGUAGAAAGUCAUCCCUGACUUACCUUGAUGUCUUUAUUAUGUUUUGCAUUCUUCUGAAAAAGAAGAUGAAUCUCCCUAGAAUGAUUAUCAACAAUAUUCGGAGUGCGCAUAAAGAAAGCAGGACAAAUAAUCUUCCCUAUGGUAUGUGGUUGACAAAGGUGUUUAGACACUUUAAAAUUGAUACUAGUAAGGAUGUUGCGCACACUAGUGCAUGUCAUACAUUUUCUAUCUCUACGCUCACCACAUAUAUGAAGUGUACAUAUGAUGAGUUGAACUCUGUAUGGGUUCAGCCGGAUGGUACCCAAGCAGGUAUUGGUGCAGUGAGUAAUCAAGAAUCUGACCCACACCAUGGUGGAGGUGAACUGGACAGGCAAGUUCAAGGUGAAGAUCCAGAAAAUUGUAUCAAGGAGGUACAUCUUACUAUGUUCACCUUUGAAACUGCAUUACGGGUUGGCAUGGUCGAGUCGAUGUUAAGGUAUCUGCACCCGAAUAUAUUUACUAAGGAAGUGAUGCUCGAUAUUCACGAUAAGGUAUAUACAUCACUCAAAUUGGAGUUCGGUAUCCGUGAACCUAAAGAAGAUCCCCUUGAAGAGGAUCUCUUUCAAGGCCGCAACACUGAAACUGAUAAUUACGAAGUGAAUGACGGUGAUGAGGGUUCGAAUGGUGUUGAAAUGGUGAUGACGGUAGCGGAACUGGAGAAGAAGAUGACGAUGCUACUGGACCUGGAAGAGAUGAUGAAGCUCCAACAGAUAAUGAAGCUCCAGCAGAUGAUGACGACGCUACGGAACCUGGAAUAGAUGAUGUAGCCAGAAAAGAUGAUAACGACGCUGAAUCUCCAGCAGAUGAUGACGACGCUGCGGAACCUGGAAUAGAUGAUGUAGCUGCAGAAGAUGAUGACGACUCUACCGGAACUGAAAUAGAUAAUGACGACAAUGAAUAAAACAGUAUGAUAACUAGCUUAUUGGAUGGCCAUGAUGAUUCGUCUCACCGUGUUAUUAGUCUGAAAACAAUUUUAAUUUUGUAUAUGGUUAGCAGAUACUCAUUUGCUUUUGGUUAGUACUUGUGAACUAAUGUUUUUGGUUAGUACUUGUCAACUAAUGUCACCGGAUGUGACCAAGUAUGUUGUUGGUCUGUGUUUUAAGUCUGUGAUUCUUGGCUAUCACCGAGUUCAUGUUGGGAAAGGACCAA